Molecule: messenger RNA, 1137 nt
Organism: Solanum dulcamara
Lineage: Eukaryota; Viridiplantae; Streptophyta; Magnoliopsida; Solanales; Solanaceae
Product: suppressor protein SRP40-like
Exons: 1
Coding region: 1-1137 (378 amino acids)
Source: RefSeq, a predicted model, not a curated record
AUGUCGUCGUCAACGCCGGUGGAACUCUUCAAACCACCGGAUCAGUCCCAAAAGUUGCAUAAUCCUCAAUUGAUCCAAACCCAUCAAGUAUUAUCCCCUAAUUCAAAUCAUAUUUCUUCGAAUCUGCAGGAAGAGAACGAUAUAGCAAUUUCGAAUGAAGAUUUGAACUGUGCACAAAAAUGCAUUUCUUUACAAGAAUCCGUAUUUCAACGCCAAAAGGAGCGCUUCAACGAGCUUAGCACUCUCUCUCUGUACAAUACUCUCCCUUCUCUCUAUACUCAAACGGCGACAGCAUAUAGAGCUGCCGGAAUGGCCCUCCGCAGACCACCGGAAUCAGUCCAAGAGGAGCGUCUCUCACCCAGGAACAAGACCCAACUGGAAUCAACACCUAGCUUCUGCUACAACACUGCGACCCCUGUAGAGAUUUCGAAGGAACAACUAGCUUGGGCACAAAAAAUCAUCUCCUGGUCACAAAAUAGAAGCAAUGGUGAAACUCAGGGUAAAGACGCGGAGUCUGAUUCUAAACAAUUAGAUACACAACAAAUCUCAAACGAUUUCACACUCCCAAUCGGAAAAUCUGGGGAUACCCAAGGUGACUCGGAUACUGAGAGUGGUUCCUCUAAUAAAGAGUUCUCUAACUCAGAUGAGAACUUCUUGAAUUUGAAGAGAUUCGACACAGUUACACAAAAUGUGGAGGACUCGGCGAGCGUAUCAACUGGUGUUGGAAAUGCCUCACAGGAAAGGAUCUCGAAACAGUCGAAUAUCGACAUUGAAGAAACGACAAGGAGCAAUAUCCAAAUCAAUCCAAGUAAGAGUGUAUCUAUUCCGAUUGAACAUAAGUCGAAAGAGGUAACCCAUUCUGUACAUCAAGAGGUUAAGAAUAAUAAGGAAAAUAAGGGUGAAAAUGAGUUGAAUCCUAUCGCUAUAGAAACUGAUACUCAGGACAACAUAGGAAAACAUGAUGCAUGUAAUAACAGUACCAAGAUUAAUCAUAACAAUUCAGCAUCUAACAAGACUCAACUCCCUCAUGAUCUUACCAAGCUAACAUCCAACUUUGUUAAACACAACCCUCAGUAUAAACCAAAUAUCCAGAAUUCAAAUGACAAACCUCCCACAAAACCAAAACAGCUACCUUAG